AUGAACUUCUCCCUGAUAGUUACUGUCAACACGGCGGACAUCGUUCCUCUGAAAGCGGCAGGUUUCAAGCUGUGCUUAGCGAAGAAGGUCGACGGCACGUUCAACAUUGUAUGGCGGAGUGGCGACUUCUCAAACCUCAACAAAUUCACUUGGAGCUCCAAGUAUCAAGUGUUCGGCUCUUUGGGGUAUCAUACGGAUGGAAAACCGGUGCAGCCGAACACACAGACCAUGGUAAUUCAAUCUGGCCAGACCGCGACAUUAGACAUCAUGGGCAUCAUGAACAACCCCAACGGCGCACCCGACAACUCGGGCACCUUCCGCGUCGAUAACCAGUUCGGCGCCCAGAUGAGCAUCGGCGUACGCGGGCUCCUGGACGGCACCUACGCACCCAUAUGCAUCACCCAGAACCCGCCCACGAGCCGGGUCGUGGGCGUCACGCCCGAGGAGGAGGUGCUCGUCUGGUUUGAUAGGACGCGCACUGCGGGCACGGUGCUGGUGGAGCCGAUCGCCGACUGUGUGAACAUCGAUUUCACCCGGGCGGUCUCGCGGUCUGUGACUUAUGCGCUCGGCGCCGCUGGCAGGGGUGUGUGGAUCCUCGACGGCCAGCUCGCGCUUUCCCGCACGUACGACGUGGGCACGAAUCGGUUCACGAUCGAGAAACCCACUCCUGCGCUUUUAUGGAAGAUGGCUGGCAUCCUCGCGGCGCCUCAGGACUCGGACUCCGAACCCCCUCAGGCUCGGGUGAAGGCUACGGCAUGGUUUGGGCCUGGGGGUGCGGGCGAGUUCGCGGACUAUCUCAGGGAUGCACGUUCGGACUGGGAUAUCAUCAGUGCGGGCGAGGCAACCGAAGUCAGGCUCAUCCCGGCCGACGAUGGGCCGAACGUCGAGGAGGCGAUCCGGACCUGUGAAGCCGCUUUCUUGGAGGCGUACCGGGGCUUCCAAGGCGAGCCUUACACGAAGCUCGCCUUCGAGGUCAUCAACCAGCAAGAAGACGAGCCUACCUUCAACGUCGCCACGGCCGCCGACGUGAGCACAGGUAGGGCCGUGUUCCGCUUCAGCAACAUCCCGAACGCGCAGUCGUUCGCGACGAAGACCGCGGCGUCCAGCGGCGCUGGGGUCACCCUCGCGGGCGCGCUGAAGGGCGUGGCAGUCAUCGUGACCGCCUCGUUCGACAACCCGACUGCGAACCCGGUGGCGGACCGCGCGAAGGUCAAGGCCAGUCUGGAUCAGCGCGUCGCGGUCUGGAAUGGAGAGGAUGCUAGUCACUCGUUAAUCUAUGCUGGGCCGCUCAUCUGGAAGGGGAAUUUGUGAUCGGGGGUGUGUAUGAUAACGCCACGCAUAAGACAGAAUUCAC
Trametes versicolor FP-101664 SS1 is the source of this 1354-nucleotide messenger RNA. RefSeq lists its product as uncharacterized. NCBI's taxonomy places the organism in Eukaryota, Fungi, Basidiomycota, Agaricomycetes, Polyporales, Polyporaceae. The coding region runs from base 1 to 1311 and encodes 436 amino acids. The record is from RefSeq and is a predicted model, not a curated record. The transcript has 6 exons.